This is a messenger RNA of Rhinichthys klamathensis goyatoka, 6009 nucleotides long. It is a transcript of the gene raph1b, whose product is annotated as Ras association (RalGDS/AF-6) and pleckstrin homology domains 1b. Gene Ontology annotation, cellular component: cytosol; plasma membrane. The transcript has 16 exons. Lineage: Eukaryota; Metazoa; Chordata; Actinopteri; Cypriniformes; Leuciscidae. Gene Ontology annotation, biological process: signal transduction. The coding region runs from base 90 to 4757 and encodes 1555 amino acids. The record is from RefSeq and is a predicted model, not a curated record.
AAUUGCAGAGCUCUUCGCUUCUGGGCAUAAGUUAACCUAUUGGGCAGUUUGAGCAGACUGAUAGAGUGCAACACUGUACCAAAGCAGAUAUGGAGCAGGUAUCAGAUGAUGAGCUGGAUCAUGCUGCUGAAGAAGACAGUGAUAAGGAGGAUCAGGAUCUGGACAAGAUGUUUGGCGCCUGGUUGGGAGAACUGGACAAACUCACACAGAGUUUGGAUGAUGGGCGUCCUGAGAAAGUGCAAAAAGCUCCUCUCAGACAGGAAACAAACCUUGCCAAUUUCUCCUACCGUUUCUCUAUGUACAACAUCAAUGAAGCCAUUAACCAGGGUGAGACGGUGGACCUGGACGCUCUCAUGGCUGACCUGUGUUCAAUAGAACAAGAGCUCAGCAAACCCAUGAGCAAGACCUCAGACGCCAAAUCUAGACAGAAACCGACAGGCCGCUCGGCCAGCACCAAACACACCGGAGGGGGCAGCAGCGGAGGAAGCACCAGCAGCAGCACCCGAGCUUCUCCCGCCUCCACCGUACGCGGUGGCAGCGGGCCGUCACGGCCCCUGGCCUCCAACUUUUCCCUGGAUGACAUCACUGCUCAGCUAGAAAAGGCAUCCCUGAGCAUGGACGAGGCAGCAAAGCAGACUUCUGAAUCUUCCUCAUCGUCCUCCUCCUCAUAUUCAUCUGCCACUCUCUCACACCCGCCUUCUAACUCACAUCAUCGCCGUACAGGAUCGGUUGGUACGGUCAGCGACCAGGAAGUGCGCUCGAUUGGUCAUUCCUCCAGGUCAAGCGUCAACUCUGCCUCGGCAUCCAGCAUGGACUCUCUGGAUAUCCGAGGGCAGGAGAAUGAGGCACAGUCACAGAAUCAGAGCCAAAGCCAGACUAGCACAGAGCACUCGUAUUUGGACAGGGAGACCUCUCUGAUUCUGAAAAACAUUGCAGGAAAACCCUCUCACCUGCUGACCAAGGAGGAGCAAGCUGCCAAAGCGAAGGCUGAGAAAAUCCGUGUGGCACUAGAGAAAAUUAAAGAAGCCCAGGUGAAAAAGCUGGUGAUACGUGUACACAUGUCAGAUGAGAGUUCAAAGACCAUGAUGGUGGACGAGAGGCAGACAGUCAGGCAGGUGCUGGAUAGUCUGCUGGAUAAAUCUCACUGCGGUUACAGUCCAGACUGGGCCCUGGUCGAGACCAUCCCUGAGCUACAGAUGGAGAGAAUUUUUGAAGACCAUGAGAACCUUGUGGAGAACUUGCUCAACUGGACCAGAGACAGUCAGAACAAACUCAUGUUUAUUGAGCGGAUUGAAAAGUAUGCACUUUUCAAAAACCCACAGAACUAUUUACUUGGGAGGAAGGAGACCUCUGAGAUGGCAGACAGAAACAAGGAGGCACUGCUGGAGGAAUGUUUUUGUGGAAGCUCAGUGUCUGUUCCUGAAAUUGAGGGAGUGCUGUGGUUGAAGGAGGAUGGUAAAAAGUCUUGGAAGAAGCGCUACUUUCUGCUGAGGGCAUCUGGCAUCUAUUUUGUGCCGAAGGGCAAAGCCAAGGCUUCCAGGGAUUUGGUGUGCUUCCUGCAGUUGGACCAUGUUAAUGUUUAUUAUGGUCAGGACUACCGAAGCAAGUACAAGGCCCCCACUGACUACUGCCUGGCCCUCAAGCACCCUCAGAUCCAGAAGAAGUCACAAUAUAUAAAAUACCUGUGCUGUGAUGAUGUCAGAACUCUACACCAAUGGGUCAAUGGAAUUCGUAUUGCUAAGUAUGGGAAGCAAUUGUAUGUGAACUACCAGGAAGCCAUGAAGCGCACUGAAGCUGCCUAUGACUGGUCUUCUCUCUCCAGCACCAGCAUCAAGUCAGGAACAAGCUCAGUCAGUAUACCUGAGUCACAGUCAAACCACUCUAGCCAGACAGACAGUGGUAUGUCCGAUGGCACUUCAUCCUCCCAUGCCCGCUCCCAGAGUGUGGUCAGUUCAAUCUUCUCUGAGGCCUGGAAGAGAGGGACUCAGAUAGAGGAGAGCACAAAGGCAAGACCAGAAUCGAUCCGUUCUACCCAUUCAAGCCAUAGCACCCAUUCUUCUCAUCAUGUGGCCCAACAGCAGCAUCCACACCUACAGCAACAGCCAAAUGCACAUUCAAUUCCACAGUCACGAGGAAGUGUCCACCAAGCCCCAACACAGGCACCACCCCAAGCAACUCCAGCCCCGCCACCCCCUCCUCCUCCUCCUCCCCCUCCCCCACCACCUCCUGUUUCCAGUAUCCCCCACCAUGCUACUCCUACCAUGUUUGCCAAAUACAGCACUAUCACUCGCCUGCAGAAUGCUUCUCAGGCUAUAAGUCACCACAAACCUCAUCCUCAAAUCCAGCAGCAAGUGCCACCAGUCCCUCCAGUAUCCAAACCACAAUCAAACAAUAUUCCACCAGGGGCAAAUAUCCCACCUCCUCCUCCUCCACCUCCACCUGCCCCAAUGCCUCCGCCGGGAUCAGCCAUGGCUGUUUUGAAGCUUGGUCCACCAGCCCCAGCAGCAGUUUUACAGUCAUCCCCUCUAACCCCCUCACCACCACCACCACCUCCUCCUCCCAUAAUGCCCAUGCAGUCACAACCUCUACCACCACCUCCUCUCAUAAAACCUACACAGUCACAGCCUCUACCACCUCCUCCUCCCAUAAUGCCCAUGCAGUCACAACCUCUACCACCUCCUCCUCCCAUAAUGCCCAUGCAGUCACAACCUCUACCACCUCAUCCUCUCUUAAAACCUACGCAGUCACAGCCUCUACCACCACCUCCUCCUCUCAUAAUGCCCAUGCAGUCACAACCAUUACCACCUCCUCCACCCAUAGUGCCAUUCCAAUCACACCCUUUACCACCUCCUCCACCCCCUCUCCAGGCUAAUGGCCUUUCCCCUCCUCCACCGCUCUCUACAGUCCAGGCACCUUGCAGAGUCAAUGGACUCAAGCAGGUUCUUGCCCAAAAAUUUUCCAAUGUACCCCUGGACGUAUUGCCCCCAGCUAAUCAGACCCCUUUUCCCCCACCACCUGCACCUACACUCACUCCUCAACAGCAUGUUGUUCCAGCUCCAUAUCCACCACCUCCACCAUGCCCAACACAGCUGCCAAUUCAACCAGCAGUUUUACCAAAAACUUUCACUGGUGGAUUUCUACCCCAAACAGCACCCAAAACUUCCCAUGGCAUUUUUCCAGUAUCCCUAGUAGCUCCGUCACCCCAAGUUCCAGUGCCACCUCCCCCUCCUCCUCCACCUCCAGCACCAUUGAAGAACCAACCCCCGCCAACACUACCCAAGCAGCACAGCAUCUCCAAGACACUGCCCCUCGCCAGCCAAACCUCAUCAGUGCCAUCCCUGGUUAAGCAGCUUGCUAGCCAGUUUCCUGUUGCAUCUCCUGCAGUGGCCAAUCAAGCGGAGAGCCACAAAGCUCCCCAGUCCCCACCUGCAGUGAAGGCUAAACCAAAAUGGCAGCCUGUAGGUCAAGCCCAGCAGCAACAGCGGUCACCUGAGUUUCCACCACCUCCACCAGAGAGUACCCUUGCUUUUCCUUCUCCACCACCACCUCCUCUUCCUCCAGGUCCCACCCCUCCUCUACCCCCUCCUCCUCCUCUGAUGUCAGGCCCUCCCCCUCCUCCUCCCCCUCCUCCUCCUCCUCUGAUGUCAGGCCCUACCCCUCCUCCCCCUCCUCCUCCUCCGAUGUCAGGCCCUACCCCUCCCCCUCCAAUGUCAGGCCCUACCCCUCCCCCUCCUCCUCCUCCUCCUCCUCCAAUGUCAGGCCCUCCCCCUCCUCCGAUGUCAGGCCCUACCCCUCCUCCUCCAAUGUCAGGCCCUACCCCCCCUCCUCCUCCUCCUCCUCCUCCUCCUCCUCCGAUGUCAGGCCCUACCCCUCCUCCUCCUCCUCCGAUGUCAGGCCCUACCCCUCCUCCCCCUCCUCCUCCUCCUCCUCCUCCUCUGAUGUCAGGCUCUCCUAUCAGAAAGUCCUCUGGUUCAGCUGCAGGUGUCAAGAAACCUCCACCGACUCCUCAACGCAACCAGUACCAGGAGUCCUGCAGAAACUUGGUGAGCAAGUUUAACCCUAGUUCUGCUUCUUCAUCAACAUCAACCUCCAGCAUCUCACACUCCAAAGAGUUUUCUACAGGUCCACGUGCACCCCCCAAACCAGGGAAGCUCAAUCUGGCAAAUCUUCCUUUGGCUUUGCAGACCAAAUUUAAUCAGAACCGCCAAUCAACUGCAGACUUCCCAUCCCCUCCACCCCCAGAGAAUGAAUUCUUCCCUCCUCCCCCACUGGAGUCUGACCUUCCUCCACCACCGCCCCUUCCAGGUGAUUCAAAUGGUGUGUCUCCAAAAAUAGCUGUGGUCAAUCCACAGCCCCAGCCUGCCUGGGGCAAGAGUUCCCUGAAGAAGUCGCAACCUCCAGCAUCACUUCGCUGUAACAACUCUAUUAGAGAGUCUCCACCCCUCUCACCACCUUCCAUACAAGGGGGCCCUAUUCGGCCAUCUUCUCCCAAAGGCACCACGCAACCCAACUUCUUGCAGGACCUUAACAAGACACUGAAACGCAAGUCUUCGCGAGUCUUGGGAGACAAAGUGGACCCUGUGGCCACAAUGGAUGACAUGGCUUUGCCACCACCUCCCCCUGAAGUUCUGCAUGACCAACAGAGGCACAGUGGGAGUGGCUUCAUGUCCGGGAAUAUCUCAGGCUAUGCAACGCUACGGAAAGGGCCGCCUCCAGCCCCACCCAAGCGGGACCACAGCACCAAACUAACAAACUGAUACAACUUCAACUUUUCUUGGACACUCUUGCUUGCUAAUUUCAUGUCUGUCAUAGUUGUAGAGGGGAAGCCAUCAUUUUGUUGAUUAUGCUCAGCUUGUUCUGUACAAAACGACUCAGUAAAGCUGAAACUUCUUGUGACUUUGUGACAGUGCAUCAGUUUCAAACAACUGAGUGAUUCCACUUCAACACCUUGGUACUGCAUGGAAUACAAAACUGCAUAAUAUAAAAUAAUCUUAUUGAUUUUUGGGAAGAUGAAUGUUUUGAACUUUGGGGUUGGGUGGGAUUUUUAAUUUUGAUUUUAUAUUCUUUUUAUAUUAUUAUUUAAUAAUCUGAAGAGAUUUUGUUAUUUUACACUGCAUUUUUUUAAAUAAUUGGAUGGUUAUUUUUGUUUGAGGAGUAUUAGAUGUAUAGGUCGAUGUAGACUGUGUGUUUGGUUGGUAUAUUAGUUCGGCACGACUUUCACCAAUUGUGUGGCAGAUCCAGUGCUCAGUGGAUACAUCUAGCAUCUAUUCUGAUCACUAUUAUUCUUUGAGCCACUUUAAGUGCGUUUUAAAUGUAAUUGUCAAAAUUGUAACAUGAAGGAGGAGUUGUUCAGGGAGUUGCCUCAAUGUCUAGUUCUGUGAGACUGUGGAAUGUUUGCUUUUUUUUAUUAGACCUGUUUAAAAUGUAGAUAUUCUCAUUUGCUGCAGUAUCUUUGUCUAGGUAAAACAAAUGACUGCCUUGCUGUUCCUUGUUAGUCCUUACUUCCUCUGGUGAACGUUCAAGCUGACUUUUACAAAUUGUUCACCUAUGAAGAGAUGGACUUUUAAGUCAUGUGACUGAAUGACACAAUCAUUAUUCACAUAGUUUUAUCUUAUAUCCUGUAUUAUAACCUGUAUUAUUGGCUCAUGAAUACAGCCAUGCCUUAAAAAGAUUCUAGAACAUGCGUAUCAAACAACCUAUCAAAAUAUUAUCACCUUACAAGAAAAGACCAUUUUAUUACAUAAAAGUUACAUUUCCCUGUUGGUUUUACCGGUCAAAGGAUUCUGGCUGAUUUUCCCCAUUCAGACAUGACAUGCAACUUCAGAAUCUUACACUAAGUACCAAUCUAUAAUGGCUCUAUAAGAGCCACAUGGCAUAUGUACAAACCAGUAUACAUAUUAUCUCAUGUCCACAUUUCCUUUUGAAGAAUUUGUUUAUUGAAUGUAUUUACAAUAUCAUGAAACUUUUCAGGCUGUUGAGAAGUGACUAAAUGAAGUUAAUAUUAAAUUA